AAUGGCAUUGUCAAAAGGGGCUUCGAUAGCGAUUGUAACGGUCAUUUGCCUUCUCUUAGGUGUUCUAAUCGGCUUCCUAAUCGGCUGGUUUUCUAGAGCCCCCCAUGAUGCCGUUAUUUUAAGGCACGUUCCAACCAAAUUGGUCGAAGACGCCGAUAAUGAGAUCAGGGAUAAGAUACUAUCUUACGUCAAUCCUGAAAAACUUAGGGAAUAUUUAAGACAACAAACAUCUGAAUCACAUCUAGCAGGAACAAAGACAGAUUCAAAAAAUGCCCAAAAACUAUUGGAGUUCUGGAAAGGCUUGGGUCUUGAUGCAGAAAUAAAAAGCUAUAAAGUUCUUUUAUCGUAUCCAUCAGGAUCUAUAGCUAACAAUAAUUUUGUAUCUUGGGCGGAUGGGGGAUAUUAUAGGACUAGAGCGUAUGAACCUCAAAUUGGAAAGUUUAGCUAUCCCGGACAAAUUGUAACACCUUAUAACGCUUAUUCUGCAGCUGCUACGGUUUUCGGUGAAUUAGUGUAUGUGAAUUACGGAAGAGAGGAAGAUUUCGAGCUUCUAGAAGAGGAGUACAAAGUAAACUUUACGAAUAGAAUUGUCGUUGCCAGGUACGGAAAAUGUUUUAGGGGUAUGAAAGUUAGAAACGCCGAGCGUUGGAAAGCAGCAGGUAUUGUCCUUUUUACGGCUCCUGCCAAUUACGCUCCGGAAAAAUGGAAAGGAGAAAGAUAUCCUAAAGGAAUUUUCAUGCCGCCUCACGGCGUUCAAAGAGGGUCUGUCUUUUUGGCGAAAGGUGAUCCAGAAACUCCUGGUUACCCUUCGAUAGAAGGAACUUAUAGGGAAUCGGAAGAAGAUAUUCAUCUUCCAACAAUACCCGUCUUGCCUAUAUCGUAUAGUGACGCGCGUCAACUGUUAAGGAUCAAGAACGGUAACAGUUUUGAAGAACAUCAUUUAACAAAAACUAAUCCUCUACCAGCUUCUUGGGACCAUAAAUUAGGCAUUCCCGAUGGUCGGGAUGUAAGUAGGUUCUACGAAUGGCAGAAUUACGCCAGCAGCUAUUCAAGAAAAGUAAAUCUGACCGUGAAUGUGACGAAGACGAUUCGUAAGAUCAACAACGUCCAAGCGAUUAUCAAAGGACAGGUGGAGGAAGACCGUUACGUAAUCAUUGGCAACCAUCGAGAUGCCUGGGUUUAUGGAGCAGUCGAUCCAUCAAGCGGAACUGCUGUUAUUAAGGAAACAUCGAGGGUAUUCUCAAAAUUAUUGGAAGAAGGUUGGAGACCUAGACGAUCUAUUCUACUCUGUAGUUGGAGUGGCGAAGAACAAUCGUUAAUCGGUUCCUACGAAUGGGCCGAGGAAUUUUCGCACCUGAUCUCCAGCCGCGCAGUGGCCUAUGUCAAUGUUGAUUCAGCUGUAAGAGGUAACCAGACUUUCCGGGGAAGAGCAAUGCCUCUUUUGAAGGACCUUAUGAUAGAUGUCGCAAGCCAUAUACCAGAUCCUAACAGUACUGAUGAAAAUCCAAUAACAAUUCUCGAUACUUGGAAAUCUUUUUACCCGCCAUUAAAUUCAAAAACUCAACCGAAUAUUGAACCCCUGACGUCUUUUAGCGAUAACGCCGUCUUUAUGUCUAGAUUGGGCGUCUCCUCAGUUGACUUUUCAUACGAUUUCGGACCCGAGAGCUACCCGUUUGACAAAUAUCCACUCUAUCAUACAAGAUACGAUACAGUAGAUAUGGUUGAAAGAUUCGUUGAUCCACACUUUCAGGUGCACGCCGCAGUAGCUAAAUUUACUUUGGAAUUUGUUAGAAGAUUAGCCGACAAUUAUAUUUUACCUUUUAAACCAUCCGUCUACGCUCAAGAAUUAAUAGAUGACCUUAUCAAGUAUAAACGUCACAUUGGAUUCUCGCACGAGGCCUAUAGCCCGGAUGUUGAACCGGCGAUAAACCGUCUGAACGAGAGUCUCGUGGAGUUCUUAGAAAAUGCUAUAGAUUUCGAGGAUAGUCUUUCGGAAUUAAAUCGAGACAACCCUAUACUUAUAAGAAGAAUAAACGACCGCCUUACUAACGUUGAAAGAUGUUUCCUAGACUAUCAAGGCCUACCAAACAAUCGUUUAUCGAAUCACCUAGUUUUCUCCCAGGCGUUUCACCAACCGAGCAAAGUUUCGUCGUUACCAGGCUUAUACGACGUUACUUACGAAGCGUCUCGCAAAAUGCAGUAUAACCUUAAAGUGAAAAAAUGGAAGGUAGUAUUUAAGCAUUUGAGCGUUUUAAGGGGAUUUGUUAAUCAAGCUGCAAAAACCCUUAGUAAAUCGUUUAUCUAG
Messenger RNA from Dimorphilus gyrociliatus, 2305 nucleotides. Lineage: Eukaryota; Metazoa; Annelida; Polychaeta; Dinophilidae. The record is from the annotation of a GenBank genome assembly.